Cynoglossus semilaevis (tongue sole) is the source of this 6087-nucleotide messenger RNA. RefSeq names its product serine/threonine kinase 40 (gene stk40). Bases 503 to 1813 code for a protein of 436 amino acids. Gene Ontology annotation, molecular function: protein kinase activity; ATP binding. Gene Ontology annotation, biological process: protein phosphorylation. The transcript has 13 exons. NCBI's taxonomy places the organism in Eukaryota, Metazoa, Chordata, Actinopteri, Pleuronectiformes, Cynoglossidae. The record is from RefSeq and is a predicted model, not a curated record.
GUCCAGAUGAUGGGAAACUGAUUUAUCAUCAGCCGUGGACUGCGGACCAGUCUGUGGACCAGUCGACUCUCUGUCUGUCUGUACAGUAGAACCAUUCAAACCACUGGCAGCGGUCAGGACGGUGGUCUGAUUGGAUCCUUCUCUGAAAGCAGAUGUGAGUCUGUGUAUCAGCUGGUUGUCAAAGAGAACAUAUCAGCGGGAUCUGUCAGCGUUACCUGACUGAGGAGAGGACAUUGUUCUGCCAUAUUCCACAUAUUCCAGACCUCUGUGCAGGUGGCGUUGUCGCUGUGGAAAGAUGCGAUCAGCGAGAAGUGGAGCCUAAGACUUAAUUGCUCCCUUCGGCAGCAGAGGCUCAGCGCGGCGACACCAACCGCUCUGGGUUUUGUUGGUUCGCAGAGAAUAUCCCUCGCAUCCCUCUCACAGGGUUUGCCGAACGACAUGUCCGCGCUAUAAGCAGAAGAGGAACACUUCAAACCGGCGGUUUCGGUUCGAGAACUCCAGUAUGUCCAAGCGGCGCUCGUCUGAGAGGGGUGCUGGAGAGUCGUCAGGCAGGGCCAGCAAACUGCACUGUCCUGGCAUCUCUGGAAAUAACGCCAAGAGAGCCGGGCCCUUCAUCCUCGGGCCUCGCCUGGGCAACUCACCGGUGCCCAGUAUAGUGCAGUGUCUGGCCAGAAAGGACGGUACCGAUGAUUUUUAUCAACUCAAGAUCCUGACGCUGGAGGAGCGAGUGGAUUCUGUGGGUGAGACUCAGGAGGAGAGGCAGGGGAAGAUGCUGUUGCACACAGAGUAUUCCCUGCUCUCUCUACUACACAACCAGGACGGGGUCGUCCACCACCACGGCCUCUUUCAGGACCGAGCUUAUGAAAUAGUGGAGGACAUGGAGGCCAACAAAGUGCGAAAGAUGAAGAAGCGGAUCUGCCUGGUGCUGGACUGUUUAUGUGCCCACGACUUCAGCGACAAGACGGCCGACCUCAUCAACCUCCAGCACUACGUCAUCAAGGAGAAGAGGCUGAGUGAGCGCGAGGCCAUUGUUAUCUUCUACGACGUGGUGCGGGUGGUGGAGGCGCUACAUAAGAAAAAUAUUGUGCACAGAGACCUGAAGCUGGGGAACAUGGUGCUGAACAAAAGGACUCACCGUAUAACUAUUACAAACUUCUGUCUGGGGAAACACCUGGUCAGUGAGGACGACCUGCUGAAGGACCAGAGAGGAAGUCCGGCCUACAUUAGUCCCGAUGUGUUAAGUGGUCGACCGUACCGUGGAAAGCCCAGUGACAUGUGGGCUCUGGGUGUGGUUCUGUUCACCAUGCUGUACGGCCAGUUCCCCUUUUACGACAGCAUACCUCAGGAGCUCUUCCGCAAGAUUAAGGCUGCGGAGUACUCCAUCCCAGAGGAUGGUCGUGUGUCAGAAAACACAGUGUGUCUCAUCCGGAAGCUUCUGGUGCUGGACCCUCAGCAGAGGCUGACUGCAGGGGAGGUGCUCGAGUCCCUCAGUGUCAUCAUCGCCUCGUGGCAGUCGGUGUCGUCACUGAGUGGACCUCUGCAGGUGGUGCCGGAUAUUGACGACCAGAUCAAUCACCCAGAACAUCUGCAAGAGAACAAGGCGAUAGAAGAGUCGUCACAGUACGAGUUUGAGAACUACAUGCGUCAGCAGCUGCUGUUGGCCGAGGAGAAAAACACUAUCCACGAAGCUAAGAGCUUUCUCACCACGCGCCAUUACGGCAGCAUUCCACCCGUGAGGCGUCUGGGCCACGACGCGCAGCCCGUCAGCCCGCUGGACGCUGCCAUCCUGGCACAGCGCUUCCUACGAAAGUAGUAGACUCCAGUCGCCCGUCCGAUAACCGCUCGGUUCUCUCCACGACACCGCAGAACUUUUUCAGUGUCCAGAGAUGACCGGAGAACCUAGGCCCAAACGUGAACUUUCGUACCGCGGCUGGACUCGAUCCAGGGAUGAUGAUGAUGAUGAUGGCAGGUUCUGGGUGAGUUCACUGGACCUGUUUAGAGGAGCGCACCCAUGCCAAUGGCUGACCCAGAAGUUCACGUCACAAAUCUGGAUCCUGUGAAACAUUCAAAAACCCGGAGGAAUAUCUGAACCAAAGGUUCUUCGCCCCUCAGGUCAACCACCAAUCAGAUCUCACUGUGCAGUUGUUCAGACGGCACGGUCUUAAAUCAGGCGAAGACGAGACUCUGCCUGGUGCGUGUGUGUGUGGGCGGGGGGCAGGACAAAGAACUCCCAGAAUUCCUCUCCCACUGGAACACUUUAUUCACUUCCUUGGAUCCCCUGAGCAAUACAGGAUCAGAAUCAUGUAGCAACCCCCCGUCUCCGUCCCCCACCUCCCUCUGUCCCGCCUCAGUGGUUACCAUGGUCACAGAUCAUGUCAGGUCACAGCCGUCACCUCUCAUUCCCACCUCUUCCUCUGACUCCUCCCCCUCCGUCUCAGCUGUUCUCCUGUAUUGAACAGGAUCCAGACUCUGAAUCAAUCUACCUCUCCGUCUCUCUCCUCUCUCCUGGUUUAAAAACAAAGAAAGAAAAAACCACGCUCACUGUUUCCGAGACAAGGUAUCCGUCACACGGGGGUCUCGGCGCUCCCGGUGACACGAAGCAUUAACGUCAGUGUCACAAUGCUCUGAAACCUUUUUUUUUUUCUCUGUGGUUUCACAAAACUCCCCAAUAAGCUUCUUCUUUUUUUUUUUUUUUAAACAUAUUACAACAUAAGUAGCAUUUUUAUCUUAAUCCUUUUGCUUUGAAGAUAUUAAAAAAAUCUUAAGUACAAACAAAUAUUCACACAAUGCAUUGCCUCCAGCUCUUGCUCACCCCCCUGUGGAGAAAAAAAAACAAAACUAUUUGAAGCAUCCAGGCAGCUAGCGCGAGGUACCCGGAAGUCAGCCAUGCCAAGAACGGAACGGAGCAGCAGCCGCGGGAGCCUCGCCGCACCGCGGCUCGCUGACGGUCACGCUUCCUCAGUGCCAUCACAGUGAAGAUUUGAGGCACAGUCCUGUCUCCGUCAAAAACCAUGUCUUAAAGAUGACUCUACGCCAAGGAAACUGGUACCUGCAGCCUCGCUCACGAUCUAACGGCUUCCAGGGGAUUUCAACCUGCCUGUUCACCACCAGGACUAAUCUGAGGACUAGUGUGGAUCGGUGUGAAUGUGAAACCAUCGUUUGAUGCUGAAAUGUAUCUACAUUUUGUUUUUUUUGUUUGUUUUUUUUGUCAUUUUUGUUGUUUUUUUGUUUGUUUUUUUUUUGUUUUUGUCUAAGCUGUCAACCUCACAACAUCAUCAGUCUUCAGCGCCUCCUCCAGGACGGGUAUUAAAGCCCAGAGUUGAAUUUGAGUUUUACAUUUGUUAAAUUCUGAAAAAAAAAAAAAAAAAAAUUCUUUCAAAGUACUGAAGCUUCAGUUAUGAACAAUUUAAUUUAUUUCACACAGACUUUGACCAAAUUGGUUGUUUUUUUGUUUUGUUUUUUAUGAUGAUGACGAGUUUAAAAAUAGUUUAAAAACAAACUGAACUAAUUGUUGGUGUCGCUGGUGUUUUGACAGACAUUUGUCACCGUCUGUCCAAAUAUUAACGUUAACUUGGUCCAGUUAAACAACAUUUUAGUUCAUGUUUUUUUUUUUUUUACAGAUCUCGUCAUCAUUGAAGUCUCAGUUGACAAGGCGCCACCUUGUGUUUAAGAAGUACGAGAAAAACUUUACCUUUAAAUUAAAGCUGCAUUGCCAUGAUAAAGUCUUGAAAUACUUUUUUUUUUUUUUUUGAUUAAUAAUUUUCCAAACAAAGAUGAGUAAAUGACUGGUAUUUAAAAAAAAAAACUUUUUAAAACAUUUAUUAUUUUUACAGAUUUAAUGUAAAACCUGCUUCAAACACCGGGCUCUACCACGUUCCCAGUCCACACAAGGUUAACUGUGGCUUCUUUUCCAUGAUAUACGGUAAUAAUCUGUCCUGCCUCCGGGGGCAGACACUGUGAAAAACCAGAGCAGGUUUUUUUUAAUCACUCACACAAACUUUGUCUUUAUACAUUUAGGAGUCGUCGCAUUUCUGUUGCCACACUCUGUGUCGUACGCCUGUUUUUUUUUCCUACCAAGACACACACACACACACACACUCUGAUAGAACAAACUGGUAACAGAUCCGAGCUUAUUCUUCAGAUUUCAUUGCUGUGGCUCCAUGAUUUUUUUUUUUUUUUUUUCUCAUCUACAAGCGAUAGCCGGGCUUCAAACCAGCGACAUCUUCACACUGUAUCUCACCUUUUGUGUAGUGACACCUGCCUCUGCUGACCCUCUGUGUUCCAUGCUAUUUAUACUCAAGCUGAAAAUGCAUGAAGACAGAGUACCGUCCGCUCUUUGGCCCUCGCACCACGUAUUGAUGUAUUUAUUCACCACAGCCACACAACCUCUAAAACCACAGGGACUCGUUUCACUGACUACUGUUUUUUUUUUAAUUAAACGAUAGCUGUUGUCAGUUGAACAGGCCCCCCCGCCUGCUCAGUUCUCAUAGAUGUGAGUCAGGUUUUAAUCCUCGUCAAAGAAAUUCAGUUUCAAUCAUCACAGUUGUUUUCAUGAACAAUAAGCAUUCACUCUGUCUCUUUGGUCUGGGUUUAAGCUCUUAAGGUGGAAGUCAUAGACAUAAUGACAUAAUGGUUUCUUUUUUGUUGUUGUUGUUGUUGUUCUGUUUUUUGUUACAGAUGGUCAUGGAUCCAUGUGUUAACUACAUGUAGGUGUGGACUCUACUCUCUGUUCUAUGUCGUCUUUCUUAUUUCCCGCCCAGUUCAAACAAACAUCUGUAUUUAUUUAUUCUUUUUUUUUUUCAUUUAUUAAAAACAGGACAGAGGACACAUGACCAUCUGCUCUGUAUGUGCUGUGCCCCCUAGAGGUUCCCCGCGUCGUUGACAGUUUGUCUCGCAUGUUGGAUUAAAGUAUGACUUUUGGCCUUAAUCGUACUCUUGCCAUUUAAACCACUGGUGUUGGUGGGUUAACUUAAGCUAGACUUCUAACAAGACUGACUCCAGCUCUGAGCUGUUCCUCACCGGGCUUCAUCCUUCACUGUACACCCCCCUGUCUCCCCCCUCUCCCCCCCCGCACACUCUUCGGUCAGUAUGUAAAUAUUGUACCAUCCCGACUGUGCUGGUCGUACUGUACAUGUAGUCGCACCGUCAGACACACGCCGCUGUUUCAUCACAUGCUGAUUAACGUGUUAUAGGCCACGUUGGCCACUGGUCGCCACAUCUGGAGGGUAAAAGUCUGGAUGUAAAGGGGGCGCUGUGCUCCCACCCCGCCUCAAUGUGAAGUACAUAGGUAUGCAGCAGUAUUGUAGUAGUCUAGGUUGUUCAUCCGGAUGGUGUUUUUUUUUUUUUUUUUAUUAUUUUAAUUUCCCCCCUAAAUCACUGUAGUUAUUAAUGAAUGCUAACACACACGAUCUUCCUGGGAAACGUCUUGCACCGUAUCCCAUAAUGCCCCAGUAACGGUCCAGGUAGGAUGGACCAUGAUGUAGAUGUUUCCAUCUGUGUGGCCCCACUCCUGUCCAAAGUGUUUUGCUUUCUCGUCGGCGUCAUCGCUGGUUCUUGGAACUGGACCCAUCGGUCGCUCGGGUCGCGGCCUGAUUAGCAUGGUUAUAGCGUGACGUCAAACUGUUGCAUGAUUUUUGAACUCGAAUGUGUGUCAGAGCGAAAAAGGUGAUGGAAACUUAAUCUUAGUGCUUCAGUCAGUUCCAGGCCAGGAAUUAUUUAUUGUUAACCCCCCGAUCCCCUGACCCUCUGACCUCCCUGACCCCUAAACUAAUAAAUGAAUGGAGUGAUUUUUUUUUACCAUGUUUAAAAAUAUAUAUUGUUUUGACUUUGAACUAAAGUUGUCAGUCUACCACCGGUGUAUUUACCGACUGUUUCGACUGGAAGCCUAGCGUAGGAGCUGAAAUGUGGUGUUGUUUGAAUCCAGUGGGAUGAUGUGUUGAUGUAAGCUGUUGGUCAGUCACGGGCAACCAGAUCCAGAAAAACUGCAUAAUUGUACAGAUGAGAACACCUUUGUAUAAAAACAUAUUUUUCUACGUCAUCAGAUCUCUACAUGCAUGUCAGCAAUAAACUUUGAUAUGGAAACAUUCA